Pocillopora meandrina is the source of this 6805-nucleotide messenger RNA. NCBI's taxonomy places the organism in Eukaryota, Metazoa, Cnidaria, Anthozoa, Scleractinia, Pocilloporidae. The record is from the annotation of a GenBank genome assembly.
GGAAGAACUUCCGGUUUAGCAGUUGUGAAUAUUUUUUUCCCUACCAGUUCGCUUUUAAACAGGAAAACAAUCCAGCUAAAUGGAAUGUAGUGGUUACGCUCAAAGGAGAUCAGAUGCAAGGAAAAAAAGGUAUGAUAUGAUGUAUCGUGGCCUGGGUAAUUUUCUGGAGUUCAUUGUUGAAAAGGAAUUUAUGGACUUAAAGGGAAGUAUUUGAAGGUUCUUCGAGCUCAUAUCGGUGGCUAGUAAUCGCAGCUGAUGAGGACGGUGUUGUAACCUCGCAUUUCAUUUCAAGUACUUUAAUUGCUUUGAAUCCGUUGGUGUCGGUACUUUCAUUUUUCGGAAUAUUUAGCCUUUACAUCGAGGAGGUUGAAAGCCGAUCGCUUCGUAACCAGAGCGUACAAAGAACAUCUGAGCGGCAGUUUAUACCUUUUACGGCGAUGAUUCAAUGUCUGCCCGCGCCCCAUACCACCCCUUCUCCUUCCCCUUCUCUAAGCCUGCGUGUGGACCACUGCUAUUUCUGAAAAGAGAUGAGUUAUGAUGAAGUCUGCAAGCAAGUUACCUUGACUUUGUUGAAGUCCUAAAUGUUAUAACUUUCCUAAAUGUUAUAAAGUCCUAAAUGUAAUAACAUUUGGUUCUAAAUGUUACAAAGUCCUAUAUGUAAUAACAUUUGGUUCUAAACGUACUAAGCCUUCAAUGCAAUCGUCUAACUGCGCUAGUACAUUGUUGUUACUGCGGACAUUCACAUUGAGAUGUUUAAGUAACAGCUGUUGCAUCAAAGAAUCCUCUGACCAAUAUUCAUAGCAUAUUGCGGGCUCGCUGAUAUCAAUCAGCGUCUUUUUAUUUACCUUGGCUCCACUAAACCCUUCCCCCCUCCCCCUCCCACACUCACUCCCAUUCCCCCCAAUAGAGGAAAGGGCUCGAGAUUGAAAUGUCACAGAAAUAAGAGCUGUAAAAUUUUUUUCUCUCUGUUCACCAUCAGCUUGUUGACUUAUGUUAAUAAAAAAUACGUGUCGAUGUCGUAGGUGCGGGGCAACCAACGACAACCGCCGAGGAAGAAUCACAGGGGAAACUUGCGACUUCGUGGCAGUUCCAAAGGAUCUCAUGGGUUUUGUGAUUGAUAUCAAUCAGCGUCUUUUUAUUUACCUUGGCUCCACUAAACCCUUCCCCCCUCCCCCUCCCACACUCACUCCCAUUCCCCCCAAUAGAGGAAAGGGCUCGAGAUUGAAAUGUCACAGAAAUAAGAGCUGUAAAAUUUUUUUCUCUCUGUUCACCAUCAGCUUGUUGACUUAUGUUAAUAAAAAAUACGUGUCGAUGUCGUAGGUGCGGGGCAACCAACGACAACCGCCGAGGAAGAAUCACAGGGGAAACUUGCGACUUCGUGGCAGUUCCAAAGGAUCUCAUGGGUUUUGUGAUUGGCAAGAAGGGAAGUUCGAUAAAGUUAAUAGAGACAGAAUCAGGAUCAAGGAUCACUUCAGGCAGCGAUCAGGGAGGCUUUUCAGUAAGCGGCAAUGAAGAGCAACGCGCUCGCGCAAAGCAACUCAUCCAUCAAAAAAUGGUCAGUAAAUUUAAAAAAUUAAUUACUACAAAGAGGACUAUUGUUUUGAAUAACGCAAUUCAGAUUGUUAUCUUGCAUAGAAAAACAUGACUGCGUUCAACAUGAAACCACCCCUUAACCCCUUAGAAGUGAUUAGCAUCUUAUUUCUCCCUCCAUUAUCACCCCUAUGGCUGAAUGAGAAUAAAGGAAAUGAUCGCCAACUGGAUAAGCUCUUGCUUGUUGAACAAAUUAUCCCCGUCGGUAAAAAUGGAAAAUUAUAGAGAAGAGUAUUGUGAAAGUGCAUAAUUAUGUUAAGAGUGUCAAGGGUUGAGGCCGAAUUCAUGUAUUCAUGUUGAGAUCUCAUUGGCUAUUUUGGCCACUUUGUUCUAUCGCUACCCACAGUAAUUUGGUCAACAGUUUUAGUUUUACCACAUACACUCUUCGAGGCCCAACGUAACAUGCUCUUUUUUAAAAUUUUUAUUCCAAAGGAAGAAGCCCAAACUAAAAGUGGAAGGAAGGGAUAUCCCAGACAACUUGUGAAAAUUCCGAGUGAAUUCGAGAUGCACGUGAAAGGAAAGGGAGGAGACAAUCUUCGUAACAUUUGCACAGUGACUGGGGCACAAGUAUUUCCUCGAGGGAAUAAGCUCUUUGAACUGAAAGGAACAGAGAAAGAAGUAAAGCAUGCUGAGUUACUGAUGAAGGGAAGGGUGGUAUGUACCUAUUAAUCUAUUUCGCACAAGAAAUUGUUACACCUUAGUAACAGAACAACUAUGCAAAUAUGGUUCAUCAGCAAAGCAACAAACAGAAAGACAGGCCCAACGACCAGAAUGUAUCGUAGAUGGAAUCAAAGACGGUCUUCCCCUAGGAAGCACUAUAAUUUCUUGGUUGACUUAAGAGUUUGCUGUAUUAAAAACACGUAGUGAUAAAAGACAAUAGGGAGCUUAAGCACAAACAUCAGUUUUGAGACGCAGACGGGAGCAGGAGGUUAAAAGUUUCCAUUGCUCGUGCACGCCACACCUUUUUGGUCAGCACAAUUUGGUUUUUAAUACUAAAACGACGAUAUAACAGUCAAUACAAUGGCGUCAAAGUGCACUAGAAUAAAUUUUGUUCUUCGGCUUCCGGUUCCCGUCCGCGUCUCAAAGAAAUCUGUGAUUCAGUUUUCUAUUCUCUAUAGCCUGCUAACAAAUGUUGAAGGUUACUCCUGUUGCCCUUGAACUUUUAUUAUGAGAAGAUGUGUGUAAAAACCUUGCUUACACCUGAAGCUCUUGAAUUCCACGGAAAUUGCGUACAACACCUUUAGCCCCAUUUUCUCAGCUUGGUCCUCACUGCGCAUGUCAAAUCAAAUGAUUGAUCUAGCAUUAAGGAACUAGAGCACAAACGAUUUUAGAAGCAAUUUUUUUUUUCCUUUUUCAUGCACAGGUCUCAGCGAGGAUCAAAACAGAUAAGAUUUGCUGUUACGUUGACGACAGGAAUCUACCGAAGGAUUGUGAACUAAAGCUCGUGCCACUUGAAGACGAAGACCGCAUGGUGUUACCAGGAUCACAUUCACAGUAUCGGCUGAAACCGUCGGAGGAAUACGAAUUGGUUUGUUAGUAUUUCUGUUGGUAUUUUUGUCAGGACACGCAUGAAGUACUGCAGAGUGUAUUUCCGAUUCUUUUUGCUUCUUUUUGAAACUGAGCUGAACAUAUUAAGUUCCAAAGAAGACUCAGACACUGUAGUAGCCUAACAAUAAAAAUAUAUCAUCUAACAGUGCAAUAACUUAUGGCGGGAGAUAUUUGAUUCAUUGAUCCACAGUCAUAAAAUUAAUUUCGGAUCGAAGUCAGUAUCGAAGCAAAUGCGUACCUACCCCUCCACUAAUCCAAUAUUAACCCUAACUUGUCACUAGUUGACUGUUGAUGGGUCAAGGGAGGGGUAAGAGCGCAGUUGCUCAGAUGCUGACAUUGAUCCUGAAUUUCUGAGUUUUCAUUAAUUUUUUCCAGUUGAUCGCUAUCUUUUCAGUCUCGUGGAGCAUGUAGUCGAGGCAAAGCAGUUCCAAGCUAUCAAAACGACCUCAUAGCAAAUGCACUUGAGUGUCUAAACAAGAUCAAACGUGGAAUUGAGUCAAACAAAUUUCACGAAGCCGACAUGUGGUGUCACGUUGGGACCGUUAUCAUCCGAGAGCCUGAUGAAGGUGAGAACUAAAUGACAAAACAGAAUAAGUAAGACUUAAUUUAAGUAUCCAUUUUCAUGACAGUAUCAGCUGUGAUCAGUGUACACGUAUAGUAAACCAAGACGCUGUAUGACGAGACACGUGACGUGUUGUAAACGAACCAUAGAGUGCAAUACAUCGAGCGUUCCUCUUGCGACUGACUGCUUAUCCAAACAACCCCUUUCCUCCGUUAACACACAAGUCAGUUUCUCAUUCAGACCCUGACUCAUCCCCAGUCUUCUUUUGAGUUAGAUAAGAGGCCGCAACGUCGCUUGAGUUAGUACCAGUACGACAAAGUGGAGGUUUCCCCUCAUGCACCCCAACGUGCCUCCCUCGUUAUUAAAAGUAGAGAGGCGAUUAGAAACGAGAAAGACAGGCCUAUAGGAAAUUCGUGGGAAGAUCAAUGAAGCAAAGGAAAACAUUGGUCACAAGCUCAGAUUUUUUGGAAAAUUUACCACGCCUCUUUGUUGUCUGUAACUCUUUGUUUUACGUGAUCUUAAGUAACCACUAACGAAAUAUUAACAGCGGAUGUUGGAGAAACCUGGGAUAUUCAGGAGGCGGUUGACAAGCUCAAGAAAAGGGAUUGGCGCCUUGCGUUCAAGGAAGGUGUGCUAAUCAGCAAACACUUGUUACAGGAGACGUUUGGUUCACCAAAGACUGACGAGGAUUACACGUCAAGAUACGAUCUAACUUUCAUUACACCUCAAGGCAGAUCACUAAGAUGCAAGGUAAGUUGACUGGAAGAACGAGUUGUCCCAAGCUGUAUCGGGUACGUUAUGCAAUUUAAUUUUCUGCUCUAAAUGUGGCUCUUCUUUGAUAAACUUGUAAUUUAGAUUGCUUGAACCUUACGGGCGCCUUGACUUGAGGUAAGGUCCACCUCGCAGGUAAGGCGUCACUGGACAACGCAAUGGUCUAACAGAGGCAAAUAAAACUCCCUUAACAAUGGCAGAUUGAAAUUGUUAAGCCACUUGAUGAAAACAGCCCUUCUUGCUCCUGUUAGGUGUGGGUUGCUAACCAAGAUGUGCAAGCAAAACUCGAAGAAAUUCCAAUUCCAUUCAGUGACAUCAAACAUGUUGUGGAAGAACUUCGUUUCGAUGAUGAAUUGACAAGAUCACGAUGUCGAGGAUGGUUGGUUCUGCCAUCGAAAAAAUAUCUCCAGGCCGAUAUAAUUUUUCCCGGCUGCCAAGUCGAUUGCAGACUCAUGAUAAGACCUAAAACAAGUGAGUUUUCUGAUUUCUUUGUCCUCUUGAUGGUUUGUUAAUUCGUUUGGUUAACUAUUCAUCUCGACCGCAAAAGGGACAAUUUAAAGAAACUUUUGACACAGGAAAAGUCGACAAAUGAUAACUACAUUUUUGUCUCCAACCCCAAUAAACAUUUGUUAGAUCAAGAAGGUCACGGGACGGAAGCUGCCUCUUCCGUCCAAUUUCAACGAAUAAGUUUCUCGAUGGAGUGCCAUAAGCUCGAUCCAUUUUUGAAAAAAAAAAAAUUUUUUUAGUUACAGCCAUUGAAUUACAUAACACCGGAGAUGAAGAGGUGCAAGCAAAGGUGUUAGCUGAUUUUCUGUCCAGGAAGUUAACAUUUACAGUACCUGAUGGAUUGCAUGUGCCUAAAGAAGAGCUACCGGCGGGAUUUUUAUUCAACCAUAUGCGCUGCUCCCGUCGAACAUUGUAUGAACCACGGGAGGGGUUCACUUUGAUCAUUUCUGAAGAAAGCACUUGGUGUAGUGACGUCAGAGGGGAACAGAACAGAGAAACAGUAAGAACUAGUUAUAGAAAUAUUCCUUGCUUGAUGUUCAAUAUUGUCAUAAGGAAACCAUAGGGUCGAAAUCGCCAAUGCUCAGAGCCCGGAAUGCAUUGAUGUUUCUGUUCCUCGGGAACAUCAAGUGGCCCCUUUUCCCAUAAACCCUUUCACUCCCAAGGUCUCAUUAGUAAUCAUCCUCAGGGACCGGUCAUUCUUCAUCGCUUGAAAGGGGGGGGGUUGGGAGAUUUUGGUUUAGCCGCAAGAAAACUUGCCUGUUUUCCCAUAAUACUCUGUAAUAUUCUUCUGAUCGUCCUCCUCGGCCGUUAUAAGCGAUCAAUUCUCUAUAGUCCCCUUUCUAUACUUUGUUGAAAAAUCAUGUGAAACCUCUCCCACAAAAAAUCCACUAACUCCUCCCCCCCCCUCUUAACCAGGCGAUAAACAAUGGCUAGUCCCUUACUGUUAUACAAUUCUUAAAAUCUUAAAAUCCUCUAAUUGAUAUUUUCUUUAUUCUCAUCGCUUGUCUGCAUGAUAUUGUAUAGAUUUUGUGAGGUGAAAUUCUGUCUUGGUCACUUAUGGGAGUUAACUCUUUAACUCCCAUGAGUGACCAAGAGAACUUAUCCUCACAACAUCAGUACAGUAUCAAGCAGAGAAAAGUGAUGAGAAUAAAGCAGAAUAUAGUUUAGGGGACCUUAAGUUGAUCUAAUACUUAAUUCUUCCAAGUAAUAUCAAAAGAUUGUAUGGCAAAUAGUAAGAAGAAUUACUAGUUAGAUCGUGGGAGUGAAAGGGUUCAAGGGUUAAACAUAUUCAAAUCCAAGAAGUGUCCAUUUCUGCUUAACAAUGAUGACUUAGAAUUAAGAAUUUCCUUGAGUAGUUGUAAGAUAUUUUGAUACGCUUUUGUCGUUUCACGUAUUUGCUUGCUUUUAGACUGAUCUCCACCUUGGCCGGGAAGAGUGGGACCGAGCUCUCAGUGGUAAAGAUUGGGAACCGGAAAUGAUCACCUCCAAACUGCCCGAGUUUCUCCAGUUUGUCUAUCAGGUUCAAGAUUUUCUAACAACGAGUAACUGCAAUAGCAGAGGAUGAGCUUUGGGAAAGGUGUAAGAACUUCCAGCCUUAAGAGCUCUAAAGUUCUCUUUCAGCUCAGUUAUAUGCUACUUUCUAUAUCAACUUUUUAAAGGAGAAAAAAAGUACGGAUAAAUGACAAGUCUUGGUUAUGCUCACGGUGGAGCAGAAGAAGUUUUAACCUUAGUUAAACGAUUUUUUAUCGAGCGAAUCCAGUCAUGAAACUUCGAGAGCAAAUCAUUCCAUAACUUUUUGCCCGCGGGACGGCGUUCAUUGUGUCCAUC